AUGGGGAGGCGAUUUUUGUCGGAUCAACAACAACAGGAGCAACAAACGGACAGCUUUCCUGAUGGUAUUCUGCCGACAAGUAGUCGUUAUCUUCAGCAACCGGGAGCACCUGGUCCACCAAAUUUUGCUGCCCAAUCUAAUGUUGUGGUAUCACCGGUGAUCGCAAGUGCAACCGAUGAACCUGAAGGUAUCGAUUGCUCUCCAUGUUGUGAUAACAAUAAUUUUAGGCGGGUGUUUAAAACUGUAGUUUUGGGACAGAUAUUGUCGUUUUGCCUAUGUGGAACUGCUGUGAGCAGUCAACUGUUGAGUGAACGUGGUGUCAAUACUCCGACUGCUCAAAGUUUCUUAAACUAUUUUUUCCUCUGCUCUGCUUACGGUACAAUAAUGGUUUGCCGUAAAGGAGAGGAUUCUUUGUUUCCUGUCUUAAAAGAAAGAGGAUGGAAGUAUUUUUUGUUGUCACUUAUCGAUGUUGAAGCUAAUUACAUGAUUGUUUAUGCAUAUCAGUUUACUAACUUAACAAGUGUUCAGUUGUUAGAUUGUUCAACUAUUCCAGUGGUUUUAUUUUUAUCAUGGCUAUUUCUUUCUGUACGAUAUUUGUUGACACAUAUCAUUGGAGUGUUUGUAUGCCUUAUUGGUAUUGCUGUUCUCAUUUGGGCCGACGUAUUGGAGGGAAGAGGUUAUCCUGGAGGCGGCAACCGAGUCGUCGGUGAUAUUUUGUGCUUAGCUGGCUCGGUACUUUACGCAUUUGGAAAUGUUGGUGAAGAGUAUUUUAUAAAGCAGAAUAGUAGGAUUGAAUAUCUCGGAAUGAUCGGCUUAUUCGGAUCAAUAUUAUCUGGAAUUCAACUAGCUUUAUUUGAGCGUAAUGAACUGGCUAAACUCAAGUGGUCUGGAGUUAUCGUUUCUUUCUAUCUACUUUUUGCCCUUUCUAUGUUCUUGUUUUACUCGCUCGUUACAGUUGUAAUGCAACGAACCUCAGCACUUAUGUUUAACUUAUCCGUGCUUUCAUCUGACUUCUACUCCUUACUUUUCGGACUCUUUUUAUUCAAGAUAAAGUUUCAUGCGCUAUAUUUUGCGUCUUUCGCAGUUGUUAUUAUCGGUUCUGUAGUUUAUUCAUUGCGGGAAACUCGAGUGCGUGAUCCCGAUGAACCACGCAAACUAUGCCCUUGUUGUUUUUUGUGUUGUUGCUGUAGUGAUUGCUGCUUUGAACAGGAAGAUAAUGCGGAGAGCGGCUCAGCAAAUGUUUUACCAGCAUCUCCAACGACCGACGCUACCGUCCUUACAAGCUCUCCGGUUUCGCUCAAUGCAAGAAACGAUGCCGUCCGGUACUGCCCUAUACAUGGCCAAUCUACCUCAUCACUUAACUACAGUUACGAAACCAGAACUUGA
Molecule: messenger RNA, 1386 nt
Organism: Enterobius vermicularis (human pinworm)
Lineage: Eukaryota; Metazoa; Nematoda; Chromadorea; Rhabditida; Oxyuridae
Source: the annotation of a GenBank genome assembly